Colletotrichum graminicola M1.001 is the source of this 780-nucleotide messenger RNA. Its product is annotated as triosephosphate isomerase. The coding region runs from base 1 to 780 and encodes 259 amino acids. Gene Ontology annotation, molecular function: triose-phosphate isomerase activity. Lineage: Eukaryota; Fungi; Ascomycota; Sordariomycetes; Glomerellales; Glomerellaceae. The transcript has a single exon. The record is from RefSeq and is a predicted model, not a curated record. Gene Ontology annotation, biological process: gluconeogenesis; glycerol catabolic process; glyceraldehyde-3-phosphate biosynthetic process. Gene Ontology annotation, cellular component: cytosol.
AUGACGCCAUCGCCGAAUCGGAGGCUCAUCGGCCUCUCAACCAAGAUGUACUUCCCACUCCAACGCACCCUCGACUUCAUCGCCGCUGUCCAGAGUGAGCUAAAGUCUCUCCCCCCUCAAACCUUCGACAACGUCGACAUCUUCUUCAUCCCUGAUUUCGUUUCCCUCCACCCCGUCAACCAGGCUUUGAAAUCCUCGCCGGUUCCCAUCCGACUCGGGGCGCAGGACUGCCACUGGGACGACUUCGGCGCCUUUACUGGGGAAGUCAGCCCGGUCGUCCUGAGCGAGACGGGGGUCACCAUUGUAGAGGUCGGCCACGCCGAGAGGAGGAGGAUCUUUGGGGAGACCGAUGAGGUCGUGGCGAAGAAGGCCGCCGCGGCCAGUCGGAACGGCAUGGCCCCGUUGAUCUGCAUCGGCGAGAAGACGGAGGGAGAUUUGGAGAUUGCCUUGAGCGAAUGCAAGACCCAGAUCGAUCAAUCUCUGGCCAAUGUCCCCGACUCCGCGGAGGUCAUUAUUGCCUAUGAGCCCGUCUGGGCCAUUGGUGCAAGCCAGCCGGCUAGCGAGGACCAUGUUAUCAAGGUGGUCAAGGGAAUCAGGGCGUUUGAAAGUGUUAAGAAGAGGACGGGCACAACGAGAGUGAUUUACGGUGGCAGCGCGGGGCCUGGUCUAUUUGAGAGGCUAGGAGAGGCUGUGGAUGGACUAUUUCUUGGGAGGUUCGGGCAUGAUGUACCGCGAUUCCUCAAGACAGUUUCCGAGGUGACUGCAUUUCAGAACCCUUGA